UCAGAUUUAUAAGUUAACUCGAUCGUAUUGGACUAGUCAGUCAGUGUUGCAUGCUGAAUACCAGUCGGAACAUACCGAUACCCCGUAGGACAGAUGUCGGCCAAAACACUCGCACAGCCUCAAAGACAGGCUACCAUUCUCGAUCCUUCGGACAAGUACCGACCGGAGUCGGUGUACUCGGGUAAAUCGGAGAGCCAGUUCCGGAACUAUGCUGUGGAUUCGGCAGAUCCGGUGAAAGAGCGCGUACGAAAGACCUAUCAAAUGAUGCACACUAAUCAAACGGUAGAAUUCGUCCGAUCCCGCAUGAAAGAAUGGCUGAGUUUCGACAAGUUCAAAAUGGCAAUAAAAGAUGCUCUGACCAAGUUGAACGAUCUGGUAGACGAGAGUGACCCGGACACCAGCUUACCGAACAUCGUGCACGCUUUUCAGACCGCAGAAUCUAUCAGAAAAGACCACCCCGAUCUAGACUGGUUUCAUUUAACCGGACUGAUUCACGACUUGGGCAAGAUAAUGGCGUUCUUCGGAGAACCACAGUGGGCAGUGGUAGGUGACACGUUCCCUGUCGGGUGCGCCUGGGCCGAUUCAAUUGUCUACCGAGAGAGCAGCUUCGAUGACAAUCCUGAUGGCAAGGACUCCCGAUACAACACCAAGUACGGGAUGUACAAGCCAAAGUGUGGCUUAGACAAGCUACUCAUGUCCUGGGGCCACGACGAGUAUCUAUAUCAAGUGAUGGUGCACAAUAAGACGAAACUACCGAAAGAAGCACUAGCUAUGAUCCGUUAUCACUCGUUCUACCCUUGGCACGCGGGUGGCGACUACAUGCACUUCUGCACCGCGGACGACGUUGAGAUGUUGAAGUGGAUCAACGAGUUUAACAAAUACGACCUGUACACGAAAAGCGGCGACGUGCCAGACAUCGAAAAACUGUGGCCCUACUACGAAAAGCUGAUAGAGAAGUACAUGCCAGGCGAGCUGGAAUGGUGAGGUCUCGCUUUCGCAUGCAACGAUUCAACAACUGAUGAUCUCGGCCACACCUGGCUACAUCAUCGAGCAUCGAUCAAAAUCUUUUUCACGAUCUGGGCUACAACAAAAUGGACAACGACGUACUUAUCUUCGCGCAGUGCUAGACGCUGAUCGCGACUUAUCUCCAGUCUGGAAAACGAGAUUCGAAUUGACAAGCGCGGAAGGAAAGCAGUUUGACGUUAGUCGAUCGAGUAACGGGGAAAAACGAUGGGUUGAAAAUUUGACUCAUCGUUAAAACCUGCACGCGAUCUUCCAGAGUGGCAGAGCAGAUAACGAUCGACCUGGCCUUGUGGAAUCGAUUUCAGAGGAAGGAGGAAAACCGAUGACGAAUCAAACGAUACCGCGCUGUCAAUUAGGAACUUGUAAACUCCUUUACCCCUUAGUUUUCUCCACGCUUGACGCGUGCGUCCAGCCGAUCGCUCGGACUUUCAUUUGUUGGAUCGAAUGCCGUGCAUUCGGAACGAAUAAACGGAAGAACGAAGCAUCGUCGCCGCGAGACUCUUCGAACACGUAAUAACUUAUGCAAUCUUUGCCACUAGUCUUCGUUUAUGAAUAAAGAAUUUUUAUCGUA
Messenger RNA from Ceratina calcarata, 1594 nucleotides. RefSeq names its product Myo-inositol oxygenase (gene Miox). The record is from RefSeq and is a predicted model, not a curated record. Gene Ontology annotation, biological process: inositol catabolic process. Gene Ontology annotation, cellular component: cytoplasm. NCBI's taxonomy places the organism in Eukaryota, Metazoa, Arthropoda, Insecta, Hymenoptera, Apidae. Gene Ontology annotation, molecular function: inositol oxygenase activity; iron ion binding. The transcript is spliced from 6 exons. The coding region runs from base 94 to 984 and encodes 296 amino acids.